Molecule: messenger RNA, 1128 nt
Organism: Prorocentrum cordatum
Lineage: Eukaryota; Dinophyceae; Prorocentrales; Prorocentraceae
Source: the annotation of a GenBank genome assembly
GGGGGAAGGGGGAGGCGGAGAAGGAGAAAGAGGAGCGGGAUCAGGAGGAAGCAGACGAGGAGGGGAAAGCGAAGGAGGAGACAGAUGAGGGACGAGGAGGAAGGGGAGAAAGAGCGGCAACACCCUUGGGUGCGACGUCUCGCGAUGCUCAACGCCUCGCAUGCAUCGCCCAUGGUUCGGGUAGCAUUUGGCGGAGGGGAAAGGAUCCAGUAACCAUUAAGCACCUCCGCUCGAGCAGCGUUCGCCACCUCGAUUUGCCGAGGAACUAAAAGCGGGCGGCCGUUCUGCUUCGAUGCCGCAUGCUUAGCCAUGCGGUAAGUAUAGGGAGGAGGAGGAGAAAGGGGAGGAAAGGGAGGAGGAGGAGGAGGGGACGAGUAGGGAAAGAAGGCAGGAACAGGAUGACGAGAGCACAGCACGUCAGGAACGGCUCGCCCUCCUCUUCUCUGCGCGCUGCGCGCGCGGGUCGCCCGCCCACCGGCUCCUGGGCGCGCGUCCUUCCGAACGCUCGCCUAGCGCGCAGCCGCCCGCUCGCGAAAAGCCGCGUGGAGCCCGGCAGGUUUGGCACCAAUUUUCUGGCCCUCGCGGUGGCAGCGCCGCUCGGCCGCUGGUGGAAACAACAGACGAGUAUAGGGAGAAAAGGAGGAGGGGAGGAGGAGGAGGAGGAGGAGGAGGAAGAAGAGGAGGAGGAGAAGGAGGAGGAGCCACCCAUUCCACCAUUCGGGAGCAGUUCUGAGGCAAGGAUCGCCGAGACUGCGCCCAGAGAGCAAGCGAAAUCCGCUAAAGGACAGGCGGUGGCCCUUCACUCCGAAAAGACUCGCCUGCUGGGCAGCAGCAGCAGCAGCUGCCGGGCCACCGCGAGGACCACGGCGGCCAUGACAUCGCUGCGACCUUCACUUUGUGAAGGCUCGCCCGCUCAGCGCCGCGUGCCAAAGACGCAGGCCGGACCCGCAACUGCCUACCACUGCUCGUCGUCGCUGGGGAAAAAGCCGUCCUCCGGGCGGCGCGCAGAACUCGGGCCAAGUCUCUGAGGGGGCGGGACGCUCCUCAGAGGGCUUGCUCGAUGGAGCGCUCAACAUCCAGAGCCGCUGCUGGUGAAACCGCUAAUCACGCCCUACGCCCCCUCCUCCG